Molecule: messenger RNA, 1068 nt
Organism: Penicillium mononematosum
Lineage: Eukaryota; Fungi; Ascomycota; Eurotiomycetes; Eurotiales; Aspergillaceae
Exons: 3
Coding region: 1-1068 (355 amino acids)
Source: RefSeq, a predicted model, not a curated record
AUGACCGACCUCCAGGAGGACUUCGGACCAACACUAUGGGUGGUGAACACAAUCUUCAUUGUCUUGGCCACAUUCGCUGUUAUUGCCCGCUUUGGGGCUCGACGACUGCGAAAGCUGUCUCUCGGGGCAGAUGACUGGAUUAUCUGCGUGGCUCUUUUCUGGGACUGGCUAUUAUACGGGAUAUUCGUGGGAUGUCGAAUUAACGGCCUCGGCAAGCACCGAGAAACCCUCUCACCAGAAAAGGUUGCUACAUUCGCAGAGCUCCUCUACUUCUUCCAGAUCUUCUACGUGCUAGCUCCUCCGACUGUGAAGCUAGCACUGCUUUUUCUAUACCGACGCAUUUUCGAGCAUUCGAGUUUCUUGCGGAUUGUCGACGGCAUGAUCCUUCUGAUCUCUGUGUGGGCAAUUGUCAUGACUUUCCUCGCUAUUUUCAACUGCAAGCCGAUUAGCGCCUUCUGGACGACGGAGGGGACUUGUUUGAACUUUAAGGAAUUCGCUAUCGGCUACGCAAUUGUCAAUAUCAUCAGUGAUUUUGCGGUUUGGUUGAUGCCAAUUCCUAGGGUGUGGAACAUCCAGCUUCCGAAACCGCAGAAGAUUGCUCUGUCUCUGAUCUUUGCAUUGGGUCUUUUUGAUUGCGCUGCAGCUAUGGCCCGCCUUCUCCUCUCGAUGCUUGUCCUGGGCGAGUACGACUCCACAUGGCUCUACGCGAAGGGAUACAUGUGGUCCAUCAUCGAAGUUUCAACGGGCAUUGUCUGCACAUGUCUGCCAACGAUGCGAGUACUCUUGAAGACAGCUUUCGGUGGCGCCUUUGCAAGAAUCUUCGGCAUGUCCAGCGGAAAGGUCAGCCACCGGCCGUCAAGCAGCACGCCGUGGUCGAAAACAAAUGAGUAUUAUAAUGAUAUUGGGGAGGCAAGGUCGGUGGAUGUCUCUUCCAACGCCCAUCGUACAAACAAUGUUUCUGAAUUGCAUGCAGACUGGGACACAAGCUCGCAGCGGAUACUGGUGACGGAAGAGGUAAAUAUUGAACUUCGGCCAGUUGAUCACCGGCCGUCUGUAAAGGUAGCUUAA